Molecule: messenger RNA, 3104 nt
Organism: Macaca mulatta (Rhesus monkey)
Lineage: Eukaryota; Metazoa; Chordata; Mammalia; Primates; Cercopithecidae
Gene: TSPAN12
Product: tetraspanin 12
Cellular component (GO): plasma membrane
Source: RefSeq, a predicted model, not a curated record
UGUUUCUCUGUGCUUACAACCCAGCCUCCAUUCCUUCGACACCACCAUUUUAAAGGGAUUUACUGCACGGACUUCCCCCAAGUUCCUAGGCAUUAUCUUCUGGACCCUAUCCUGCAGAGGUGAAGCGUCCCUUUGGGGACUCUCGCUGGGUGAGAGGGACAAGAAACACCCACUAGGACCCAACCCCGGCAAACAGCGGCUCGAGCAUGCGCUGAGAGUUUGUGCAGCUGGCCCUGACUGCCGCCGCUGCCUCGUCCGGACUCGGAGAGGACUUGGGAGGGACAGCGGCGCUGGGAGGUGGCUUAGCAGAGACUUUCCAGCAACUGCUGCCCAGGACUUUUUUUUUUUUUUUUUCUUUUUCCCAGGAGGCGGCGACGGCGGCGGCGGGGGGGAGAGGAAGAGAAAGAAGCGUCUCCAGCUGAAGCCAAUGAAGCCCUCCAGUUCUCCGCGAAGAAGGUCCCUGCUCCGAUGAGCCCCCGCCGUGCGCCCCCGACUAUACCCCGGCGGGCGUGGGGCACGGGGCCCAGCGCCUACGAUCGCUGUCGUUCUGCCCUUGGGAGUAGGAUGUGGUGAAAGGAUGGGGCUUCUCCCUUACGGGGCUCACAAUGGCCAGAGAAGAUUCGGUGAAGUGUCUGCGCUGCCUGCUCUACGCCCUCAAUCUGCUCUUUUGGUUAAUGUCCAUCAGUGUGUUGGCAGUUUCUGCUUGGAUGAGGGACUACCUAAAUAAUGUUCUCACUUUAACUGCAGAAACGAGGGUAGAGGAAGCCGUCAUUUUGACUUACUUUCCUGUGGUUCAUCCGGUCAUGAUUGCUGUUUGCUGUUUUCUUAUCAUUGUGGGGAUGUUAGGAUAUUGUGGAACGGUGAAAAGAAAUCUGUUGCUUCUUGCAUGGUACUUUGGAAGUUUGCUUGUCAUUUUCUGCGUAGAACUGGCUUGUGGCGUUUGGACAUAUGAACAGGAACUUAUGGUUCCAGUACAGUGGUCAGAUAUGGUCACUUUGAAAGCCAGGAUGACAAAUUAUGGAUUACCUAGAUAUCGGUGGCUUACUCAUGCUUGGAAUUUUUUUCAGAGAGAGUUUAAGUGCUGUGGAGUGGUAUAUUUCACUGACUGGUUGGAAAUGACAGAGAUGGACUGGCCCCCAGAUUCCUGCUGUGUUAGAGAAUUCCCAGGAUGUUCCAAACAAGCCCACCAGGAAGAUCUCAGUGACCUUUAUCAAGAGGGUUGUGGGAAGAAAAUGUAUUCCUUUUUGAGAGGAACCAAACAACUGCAGGUGCUGAGAUUUCUGGGAAUCUCCAUUGGAGUGACACAAAUUCUGGCCAUGAUUCUCACCAUUACUCUGCUCUGGGCUCUGUAUUAUGAUAGAAGGGAGCCUGUGACAGACCAAAUGAUGUCCUUGAAGAAUGAGAACUCUCAGCACCUGUCAUGUCCCUCAGUAGAACUGUUGAAACCAAGCCUGUCAAGAAUCUUUGAACACACAUCCAUGGCAAACAGCUUUAACACACACUUUGAGAUGGAGGAGUUAUAAAAAGAAAAGUCACAGAAGAAAAACACAAACUUGUUUUAUUAGACUUGUGAAUUUUUGAGUACAUACUAUGUGUUUCAGAAACAGGUAGAAUAAAAAUGUUGUCAUAAAAUAAUACCUAAGCAUAUACUAUUCUAUGCUUUAAAAUGAGCAGGGAAAAGUUUCAUGUCAUAAGUCACCACCUGGACAAUAACUGAUGCCCUUAAAAUGCUGAAGACAGGCCGGGCGCGGUGGCUCAAGCCUGUAAUCCCAGCACUUUGGGAGGCCGAGACGGGCGGAUCACAAGGUCAGGAGAUCGAGACCAUCCUGGCUAACACGGUGAAACCCCGUCUCUACUAAAAAAUACAAAAAAAAAAACUAGCCGGGCGAGGUGGCGGGCGCCUGUAGUCCCAGCUACUUGGGAGGUUGAGGCCGGAGAAUGGCGUGAACCCGGGAGGCGGAACUUGCAGUGAGCUGAGAUCUGGCCACUGCACUCCAGCCCGGGCGACAGAGCGAGACUCUGUCUCCAAAAAAAAAAAAAAAAAUGCUGAAGACAAAUGUCAUACCCACUGUGUAGCCUGUGUAUGACUGAACACAGUUAUGUUUUGAGGCAGCGUGGUUUGAUUAGCAUUUCUGCAUCCAUACAAACGAGUCACAUAUGGUGGAACUGGAGCUACAGUAAAGGUUGAUUUACUUCUACCAACUAGUAUAGAAAGUACUAAUUAAAUGCUAACAUAGGAAGUUAGAAGAUACUAAUAACUUUUAUUACUCAGCGAUCUAUUCUUUUGAUGCUAAAUAAAUUAUACAUCAGAAAACUUUCAAUAUUGGUGACUACCUAAAUGUGAUUUUUGCUGGUUACUAAAAUAUUCUUACCACUUAAAAGAGCAAGCUAACACAUUGUCUUAAACUGAUCAGGGAUCUAUUUGUAUAUAAGUCUGUGUUAAAUCUGUAUAAUUCAGUAGAUUUCAGUUCUGAUAAUGUUAAGAAUAACCAUUAUGAAAAGGAAAAUUUGUCCUGUAUGGCAUCAUUAUUUUUAGCCUUUCCUGUUAAUAGAGCUUUAAUAUUCUGUCCUGGGCUUAUAUUACACAUAUAACUGUUAAUUUAAAUACUUAACCACUAAUUUUGAAAAUUACCAGUGUGAUACAUAGGAAUCAUUAUUCAGAAUGUAGUCUGGUCUUUAGGAAGUAUUAAGAAGAAAAUUUGCACAUAAUUUAGUUGAUUCAGAAAGGACUUGUAUGCUGUUUUUCUCCCAAAUGAAGACUCUUUUUGACACUAAACACUUUUUAAAAAACUUAUCUUUGCCUUCUCCAAACAAGAAGCAAUAGUCUCCAAGUCAAUAUAAUUCUACAGAAAAUAAUGUUCUUUUUCUCCAGAAAAAUGCUUGUGAGAAUGAUUAAAACAUGUGACAAUUUAGAGAUUCUUUCUUUUAUUUCAUUGAUUAAUAUACUGUGGCAAAUUACACAGAUUAUUAAAUUUUUUACAAGAGUAUAGUAUAUUUAUUUGAAAUGGGAAAAGUGCAUUUUACUGUAUUUUGUGUAUUUUGUUUAUUUCUCAGAAUAUGGAAAGAAAAAUAAAAUGUGUCAAUAAAUAUUUUCUAGAGAGUAA